CGAUAAGAAGACACCAUUCACAUUCAGUCCAAUCUACAGUGAACACCUAUCUGACAGCAAAAGACGAGUACAACACAAGUAAGAUGAAAGUAUUAUUGUUUUCGUUGUGCGUGUUCGCGUUAUGUGCUAAUAGUUUCGCAACAGAAACCGCCAAGAAGGUGGAUGAUAAGAAAGUGUCUUCAGAUGACAAGAACCAAGGUAAAAGGAGUUUGUAUGAUACGGGCUACGGCUAUGGUGGUGCCGUGAGCACCAGUUUCGAACAUGGAAGUUUCGAUGCAAGUCACGGAAGUUUCGGUUCAGGAUUCGGAGAUUUUGAUACUAGCCAUAAGAAUUACGCUAAUUACGAAGAACACGUGCCCACCAAGACCAUAACCAAAAACGUGCCACAACCAUACCCCGUUGAAGUGGCCAAACCUUAUCCUUACCCAGUCAAAGUUGCCGUACCAGUUGACAAACCUUAUACCGUGGAAGUCCCUCAACCAUACACAGUUCAUGUUGCCAAACCUUAUCCAGUCACUGUGAAAGUGGCCCAACCAUAUCCUGUGGUCAAGGAAGUGCCAGUACCUGUCAAAGUGCACGUCGACCGUCCAUACCCCGUGCACGUCAAUAAACCGUACCCCGUGUACGUCAACAAAGAAGUCCCGUAUCCUGUAGAGAAACACGUUCCGGUAGCAGUCAAAGUGCCAGUAGACCGUCCGUAUCCAGUGCACGUACCCGUCGAGAAGAUCGUUCCGUAUCCAGUCGAAAAACCCGUCCAUUAUCCGGUCAAGGUCCCCGUCGACCGCCCUUACCCAGUGCCCGUCGAGAAAAAAAUUUUGUACCCAGUAGAAAAGCCAGUGCCAUACCCAGUUGAGAAGACAGUGCCCUACCCAGUCCAUGUACCCUACAAAGUCGAAGUUCCAGUAGCAUACCCAGUCAAGUCGUAUCAGCAAAACCAUUACCAACAACACGACUACCACCAUGGUAGCAGCGGAUAUUGAUGUGCCUAAGACGCCUAACACCGUCGUCUCAUCCAAAGUCUCUAUACAGGUAAACACAUAAUGACAGAAUCGAUAGUAUUUUUUUUUAAUUUUAAGUUAGUAUAGAAACACUAAUGUAUAUAGAGACGCUAAUACAUAAUCAUACGUAUACACUUCCGUCGCUCGUUUAUCAAUAGUAUAAUUUGUAGAAAAAAAAAAUAUGUAUAUUAUUUAAUGUUCCUUGUGAUUUUUGCAUCCGUUUAAGUUAUAUACUUAUAAUACGAAAAUAUCGCGUUCACUAAUAAUCAUUGUAUGUACCCAUUCAAUCAUUUUUAAUUUCUUUUUUUUUACAAUUAAAUAUUUAUCUAUGAAUCAAAGAUGUAAAAAAGUAAAAAAGUGUGUAAAUAUAUGUAUCACAAUAAAAACUAUUAAGUACCUUAAUAAUAUGUUAUUCGUGGUUUAAUGUUUAUUAUCAAUCUAACUAGAAUGUUUUAUAUUAUGUAUGCUGGACGAUAGUACACUAUAUUAUUCAUACUUUUCAUAAUAUUUUAGAUUUUACUUAUGUCAUUAUAGUUUGUUCUAUAGUAGUUAAAAUUUUAAUAUUAUUUUAAUUUAAAAUAAAACCAUUAGUUCCCUCGUAAUGCUCCGAAUCUAAAAAAUUAAGUGGGAAGUUAGGAAGGUAGGAUAGUUAAAAUUAUUUAAUUUAUAUUUGUAAGCAACAGAAAACCAUUGCUAGUGAAAUACGAUUCCAAGCGAAGUUCAGUUAUGCAUGUUUUGAAAUACGGUAACGAAUUUCAUCAAAAUUUUAUCUUAAAACGAUUAUUAAAAAUCGUUAGGUGCUCAACCUUUUUUGUAUCACUAAGUAAAACUUAUAAUGAAUUUCGUGUUAAAUUUUCAAGCAUUUCUGAUCGGUUAAACAUUUGUAUUCAUAUAGUAUCUAACAAAGAAAGCUACCUAGGUAUUUUAUAUUUUCUAGUUGUAUAAUAUAAAAUACCUAUAAAUAUUUCAAUAACAUUUUUAGAAUAUUUUUAAAACAUCUAGAAUAGGCAAAUAUAAGUUUUUUUUUAUCAAAACUUCAAAUCUUUAUAAAUAAUUUAAUUGAAUAACAACAAAAAAGACGGACAAAGUUCGCACGUGGGUGGGUCAAUGUUAUAGGUGAGAAGUUGGAAAGGUAAUAGACAAGAAGGUUAGGUUGGGUAAAGUUAGGUAGUAGAGAGAAAACUUAAUGUAUACAUCUGUACGCAAUGUAUGUAUCUGACAUCUGUACGCAACGAUUAAUCAUUGCUAAUGAAAAAACGAUUCUGAGCAGAAUUCGGUUGAUAGUAUUGCUUUGUCAACAAUAUAUAAUAUGUCAUAUUAUGAUAAAAUAAUUACAUAAAAUGCAUUAUAUAUUUUCUUUA
This is a messenger RNA of Cinara cedri, 2359 nucleotides long. Lineage: Eukaryota; Metazoa; Arthropoda; Insecta; Hemiptera; Aphididae. The record is from the annotation of a GenBank genome assembly.